Molecule: messenger RNA, 2917 nt
Organism: Ornithorhynchus anatinus (platypus)
Lineage: Eukaryota; Metazoa; Chordata; Mammalia; Monotremata; Ornithorhynchidae
Gene: AMMECR1L
Product: AMMECR1 like
Exons: 8
Coding region: 340-1272 (310 amino acids)
Source: RefSeq, a predicted model, not a curated record
CCUCCUCCUUCUUCUUCUUCUCCUCCUCCCGCCGGCCCCCCCGGCCGCCUUCUCCCGGGAGCCCGCCGCCCGACGGAUGGCUCCAUGAAGCGGGGCGAGGCGGCGGCAUCGGGAUCGGGAUCGGGAUCGGGAUCGGCCCCGCGCCAGGACCGGCCCCGGCCCCCCCGGCCGCUUCCCGGACGGCAGGAGAGGUACAGGAGGCGGGAAUGGGAUUGGAAAAAAGAAAAUUCAUUCCAGAUGCAGAGUAGCUCCCUUCCUCUGCUGUAGCUGCUCCCCUGGCAAUUCCAAACUUCGGCUUUUAGGUUCCGCUGCGUUCCAGGCCUCCAGCACUGAAUCAGGAUGGGAAAAAGACGGUGCGUUCCUCCACUCGAGCCCAAGUUGGCGGCCGGCUGUUGCGGGGUAAAGAAGCCCAAACUGUCUGGAAGCGGAACACACGGUCACGGGAACCAGUCCACCACCGUGCCAGGUUCGAGUUCGGGCCCUCUUCAGAACCACCAGCAUGCAGAUGGGAGCAACGGAAGGGAGAAUGUGUCUGACUUAACUCUGGGGCCCGGAAAUUCCCCAAUUACUCGAAUGAAUCCCACCUCGGGAGCUUUGAGCCCACUUACCCGGCCCAAUGGAACUGCCAACACUACCAAGAACCUGGUGGUGACAGCGGAGAUGUGCUGUUACUGCUUCGAUGUCCUCUACUGUCACCUCUAUGGCUUCCCUCAGCCCCGACUUCCUAGAUUCACCAACGACCCCUAUCCACUCUUCGUGACAUGGAAGACGGGGAGAGACAAGCGGCUCCGUGGCUGCAUUGGAACCUUCUCAGCCAUGAAUCUUCACUCAGGACUCAGGGAAUACACAUUAACCAGUGCACUUAAGGACAGCCGAUUUCCCCCCCUGACCCGCGAGGAGCUGCCUAAACUUUUCUGCUCUGUCUCCCUCCUUACUAACUUUGAGGAUGCCAGUGAUUAUCUGGACUGGGAGGUGGGGAUCCAUGGGAUCCGAAUCGAGUUCAUCAACGAGAAGGGUGUCAAGCGAACGGCCACGUAUUUACCUGAGGUAGCUAAGGAACAAGACUGGGAUCAGAUCCAGACGAUAGAUUCCUUGCUCAGGAAAGGUGGCUUUAAGGCUCCGAUUACCAGUGAAUUUAGGAAAACAAUUAAACUCACCAGGUACCGCAGCGAGAAGGUGACAAUCAGUUACGCGGAAUACAUUGCUUCUCGUCAACAGUGUUUCCAGAACGGCACUCUUCAUGCCCCGCCCCUUUACAAUCAUUACUCCUGACACACGGCUGCAUGACCAGUCCCACCCGGCCGUGGCCGCCAACGGCUAUGACAUCAUCGGAGCAGACGCCUCCUCUUCCUGGUCCAGUUACUUCUAUUACUGCACCAUUUUAUGAUGCUAGCUUCCGUUGCCGAGUCUGCCUUCCAACCGACCGAGGCGGGGGAGAGCGCAGCGAGCGAGACCGUUCCUCGGGGGCCCCGGGCCUUAUCUCCGCCUUCCCUCAGAGUGGGGGUUCAGUUGGAUUGGGGCUCCCUGACCGGGCGUGACAGCGUGAGGUGCGGAAGACCCCCCGGCGUGCGGGCGCCGCUUCGGACGGCCCCGUCCCGGGUGUCCGCCGCGCGCCGGAAACGGGACCGUGGAGGGUGCGAGAGGAUCGCGUCGUCCCGCCGCCCGCCCGUCCUCCUCCGCCCCCCCGCCCCCCACCCCUCCCCGCUCUCCCCAGAUCAAGUAGGCGAUUUCCCCUGGCAGUCUGGGCAACGGAGUCCAACGAGAAACACUUUUAGGUUAUUUUAAAUUCCCCGUUUUUUUAAAGCUCCGGUUUGGCGCGUCCUACGGGCCGAUCACCGUCCCCGGGCCUCCCGAGCGGACACGGCACGUCCCCGGGGCUCCCCGUGGGCACCGGGAGCCUCUCCCCCGGCCCCCGGACGGAGACUGCUCCCGACGUCUCCCAGCCCUUCGGAGGGCGUCGCGGAUCUCGGCGCCCGCCGGUGGUCUCGACUCCCUCCCCGCCGACGGCCGGAUCCUCCCGGCGUCCUCCCCGCGGCGGGAUUUCGGCCCCGAGACGGAACUCUGGGGCGCAGCCUGCUAUCGAGUGGAACGGAGUGGCCUGCCGGAGGGCGGGAUGCCAUUGCCGAGUGUGUGUGGGACUUGAGAGGGGCUCGAGUCCCGGCGAGAGAGCGCUACUUCACACUAGGCUACCUCACUCAUACGUCGGUAGCGGUGCCUACGGCCGGAUCCGGGGUCUCGACGUUCGGAGGCCGCGGCCGGGUCGGGGGCUCCGUCGGGGCACGGUCCGCCGGGUGGCUUCCGGGGGCUCGGGGCCGUGGGAUUCGGGCGAGCACCCUAGGGGACCUUGGAGGAGGGCAGUUCCAGUUGCUUUUCCUAGUAUGACCCUGAAACUCCUAAUGGGGAAAUUGUCGCUAUUCCAAUCCAUUGCAGGUCUUCAGAGCAAAGCUCCGGAGUUUAACGGGCGAGUCGUCGAUCUCGUCCGACCUCUUGAGCGUCUUCAUCCCAUCGGGGAAAUUGAAAAACAGAGCAAAAACGACCUUGCUAUCAAACGUUUAUACCAAAUUAUUCAGAUCCUCCCGUGCUUUGGGGUUUCCCUGUCCCAUUUUUGCCGAUUUUUUUUUGCCCAGAUAUCUACUUACGAGUGAGUUUCCUCCCCGGCUCCUGCCGAUUCUUCACUGGCUCCUCCACUGUCCUCGCCAAACGGUGCUGUUACCGUGACCCGUGGACUCGAGCGAAGCUUUGAAAUGGUUGGGAUGUGGCAUCGCUUAGAUGGUUUAGCAAGGGGAAGAGGCGGCCGGUGGGAAAGAAGGAGUCCGCAAAGUGAUUUGUUUGCUGGAUCCCAGCGAUGCCGGUCUGAGGAUUCUGAAACCCAGAUUUAGCAUUCGAUUGAAAAGAUUUUUUUUUUUUUUCCUUUAAA